CGAGAGAUUGAUGAACAUGGAAUGGCCCUUGGUUUUUUAAAUGACUGGAUUACAGAGUGGAUUCAGGACUGACAAAGCUUACCACACUCUCUCUUUCCUUUGCUCCUUUCUUUCUUUCUCUUUUUCUCUCUCUCUCUCCUCUUCUUUUCAUCGGAAUGCAUUGCUUUUGAUCUCUACAUUCCUCACUCCUACUACACCACCACUCUCUUUCUUUCUUUCUUUUUCUUUUAUUCAUCAAAUACAUCCCUUUUAUUCUCUCACCCUUUACUCUUGCUCUCACUCUCACCCCCACCCUCAUCCUCUCCCUCACUCUCACCCUCACUCUCACUCUCAGCCCAGUCCCGUAGCGCAAAGGUAUUCAUCAGUUCCCUCACUCUCUCUUUCUUUUCCCAUUCACAAUAUCCCCUUUUGCUCAUUCAUCUUUAUUUUCCCUCCUUAAAUCAUACCUAAUGAUUGGGAAUGCUUUACUCGCUUCAUCAUCUUUACUUUACCCAUUGACCUUCUUUCAACUAUUAUAAUCUCCCUCCAAAACUCUCCUUCUUCUUUCCCAUCCCCAUCCUUUAUACUCCUCACCUCGGACUAAUAACUAUUAAGCCAUAGACCAUUUAUAUAUGGUCCUAGAAGACUGGAUGUUCAAUAUCUCUAUCACUCUACCGGCGCACCUUCUUAAACCUUGUGCCAUUUAAUUCCAGUCUUUUAGUAAUUUGACAUUCAUCUUGCACUGCCAAUCA
This is a messenger RNA of Lobosporangium transversale, 731 nucleotides long. RefSeq lists its product as hypothetical. The record is from RefSeq and is a predicted model, not a curated record. NCBI's taxonomy places the organism in Eukaryota, Fungi, Mortierellomycota, Mortierellomycetes, Mortierellales, Mortierellaceae. The transcript has 2 exons. Bases 41 to 439 code for a protein of 132 amino acids.